Molecule: messenger RNA, 2646 nt
Organism: Microthlaspi erraticum
Lineage: Eukaryota; Viridiplantae; Streptophyta; Magnoliopsida; Brassicales; Brassicaceae
Source: the annotation of a GenBank genome assembly
AUGUGCUGUCCAACGUCUUCAUGCACAACGAAUAUGAAGAAGCAUCUACUCAGUUGCAAGUCAUUCAAGGUCUAUGAAGCGGCUAACAAGUUAAAUAAUCAGACUGUGUUGACUCCUACUGGUGAGGAUGGAAACCUUAGUAUGGUUAAGAGGAUGAUCAUUGGGUUCCAGAGUGUUACUGAUCAUAAAGGUGGAACAAUUUCUCGAGUUCUUCUAGAGUGUUCACAAGAAUGGGAUAUAAAGAGAAUCUUCUGCAUCAAGGUUGAUAAUGCUACUGCUAGUACAUCGGCCAAAAAGUUCAAGGAAGCAUUUAGGCGAGAAAAUGGUGAUGAUACAAUUGUGCUUAAUGGAGAUUUCUUACAUCUAAGAUGUGCUACACACAUAUUGAACCUAAUCGUGAAAGAGAGAUUAUUUGAAGUAGAUGACAAUAUUGAUUUGAUUCCUAAUGUGUGUUCAUUUCGGUUCCAUGUAGUGAGAUGGACGGGGCUCCUAGAGGUUGUGGCGCGAGAGGGUGCGGUGCUUGAGGUCGUGGUGGCAGAGCUAGAGGCCGUGGAGGCCGGGGCGAGAAAGUUUGACGCGGAGUGUGGCGACAGCGUCGGUGACCCAGUCAGUGUCCGUGUCGAGGGGCUCCGCGAGUACCUCCAGUGGCAGAGGGCUGCGGAGUUUGUUCAGCCGCAGGCUGCGGGUUUGGUUGUGCCUUCCUAUUUGGAUAUGAUGGAGUACAAGCAGAAGAUUGGUACGCCGUGGCAGAUGAGUGGUGCCACUGUAGGCCGGAGGGCAGUGUGGACUUGGGGCGAGUUCCUUACGGAAUUCAACACCAAGUAUUUUCCUCGUGAGGCGCGGGAUCGUCUUCAGUUCCGAUUCAUGUCGCUAGUGCAUGGUGAUCGUACAGUGCGCGAGUAUGACGCCGAUUUUAGCAGACUGUUAGUGCAUGCCGGCCGUGACAUGGAGGAUGAGCAUCAGCUGAUGCAGAGGUUCCUUGAGGGGCUUCAAAUGAGUUUCAGGACACUAUGCAUAGGACGCAUUUACUCCUGCUAUCCAGCCUCGGAGUCAGCAGCAGCAGGAAUAGGUGGUUGGAGUUUCAGUUCAGGUUCUGGCAGGGGCAGUAUGCCUGCGCAGGGCCAAAAGAGGAGCAGAGAGGAGACUUCUGGAUUUAGUCAGUUUCCUCAUGGUUUGUGUUAUGGGUGUGGGAGUCAUCAUGGGGGAUAUCGAGAGCCGGGGACAGCACCGAUAUCGAAGACGCCUUACAGGAUGGCGCCAGCUGAGUUGGCAGAGCUGAAGAAGCAGAUAGAGGACCUUUUGUCUAAGGGGUUCAUUCGACCGAGUGUUUCACCGUGGGGAGCACCGGUGUUGUUUGUGAAGAAGAAGGAUGGCAGUUUCAGACUUUGUAUCGAUUACAGAGGUCUUAACCGAGUCACUGUGAAGAACAGGUACCCACUCCCGAGGAUUGAUGAGUUGUUGGAUCAGUUGAGGGGUGCUACUUGGUUCUCCAAGAUUGACUUGGCAUCGGGGUAUCAUCAGAUCCCGAUAGAUGAGGCAGAUGUCAGGAAGACUGCUUUCAGGACGCGUUAUGGGCAUUUUGAGUUUGUGGUUAUGCCUUUCGGUUUGACUAACGCGCCGGCAGCCUUCAUGAGAUUGAUGAACGACGUGUUCAGGGAGUAUUUGGACGUGUUCGUCAUCAUUUUCAUUGAUGACAUUCUGGUAUACUCGAGGAGUCAGGAGGAGCAUGCGACUCACUUGAGGUUGGUUCUGGAGAAGCUUCGGGAGCAGAAGCUUUUUGCUAAGUUGAGCAAGUGCAGUUUCUGGCAGCGAGAGAUGGGAUUUCUUGGCCACAUUGUUUCUGCAGAGGGAGUUUCUGUGGAUCCGGCUAAGAUUGAGGCUAUCAGAGAUUGGCCUAGACCUAGUAGUGCCACCGAGAUCAGGAGUUUUCUGGGUUUGGCAGGAUACUACAGGAGGUUCGUCAAGGGGUUUGCUACCAUGGCGCAGCCGAUGACGAAGUUGACCGGGAAGGAUGUCCCGUUUGUUUGGUCAGCUGAGUGUGAGGAGAGCUUUAGUCAGCUCAAGGAGAUGUUGACUACUACACCAGUGUUGGCGUUACCCGAGCCAGGGAAGCCUUACAUGGUGUAUACAGAUGCUUCAGGCAUUGGUCUUGGUUGUGUGCUGAUGCAGGAGGGCAGAGUGAUAGCAUAUGCUUCGAGACAGUGGCAGGGCAGUGAGCGUAACCGUCCUACACAUGACUUAGAGUUGGGAGCAGUGAUCUUCGCGUUGAAGAUUUGGAGGUCUUACUUGCUAGGUGAGACAGUACAGGUCUUCACGGAUCACAAGAGUUUGCAGCAUAUCUUCACUCAGCCGAUGAUGAACGCGAGACAGACGCGCUGGGUUGAGUUCUUGGCGGACUAUCAGGUGAGCAUUAACUACCAUCCGGGCAAGGCUAACCUAGUGGCGGACGCGUUGAGUAGACGGAGGUAUGAUUCCGCAGUUGAGCGAGAUGUGGAGUCUCUAGUUGGCGAGAUCAGUACCUUGCGUUUGUGUGCCAUUUCGCAUGAGCCUUUGGGUUUAGAGGCAGUGGAUCAGGCGGAUCUACUUAGCAGGAUCAGAGUUGCUCAGCAGAGUGAUCAGAGUUUUAGAUGCGAUGCGCGAGAGUGA